Doryrhamphus excisus (bluestripe pipefish) is the source of this 1688-nucleotide messenger RNA. The record is from RefSeq and is a predicted model, not a curated record. Lineage: Eukaryota; Metazoa; Chordata; Actinopteri; Syngnathiformes; Syngnathidae.
AAUUCCCUCCUAGGAGGGAGAUUUUCUUGCCUUUGUCACCAGGACUUGCUAUGUGGGUUUCCGUUGGCUGUAAUGUGUGAUGAGCAUAAUUCUAGACCUGCUCAAUGUUUAAAGACCCUUGAGAUCACUUCUGUUAUGAAUUGGCUUGAUAGAAAUACAAUUGACUUGACUGACUUCUGCAGAGAGACCACCGUGAGACAGAUUAGUUUUACUCUACUGAUGAUGUGUUGUUGCAAUAAUAAUUCUGUCGGCACUGUAGCAUCUCAAUCCAUUAUGGAGAAGUAUUACCAUUUUUUUUUUUGGUGGUGUUUUUUGUUUUUGUGGCUCCAUUGGCAUCAUUAACGAGUUUCCUGCAAAGUUAAUUCUGCACAGUAAAUUCCCCAGUGUUAAAUAUGCAGUGUCAAAGUGCAUUGACUCUAUCCGAGUUAAUACAACAACAGCAUGAGUAAAGCGCCCCCCAGUGUUGGUGUCAAUUUCCGUCGUUAAAUGAGCAGUGUUAGACUUACUCUGAAGAGCCCCGCCCACCUCCUCUUCAAUUUCUAACAGUCAGAAUUUUCAAGACGGCAUUUUCUCCCAGUGGAAAGAGUACGUACGAAUCUGUCUCCAUGGUAGCCUCUCCUGAGUCCCAACUAUCAUCUCUGGGUUCAUCGGACUCACUGGAUACCAUCAUCCUUUCAGACAGCCCUUCCAGAAAGUGUCAGAGGCUGGAUUCAGAGGCUAUGCAACUGGUGAAAUCCAUUCUUACCAAGAAAUCUGGUGGAGAAUAUAUAAUAAAUGAAUACAACCGAACUAAGACCUUGGCAGAUGAGAGCAGAAGGAAAAUGGUGAACAUACUGGCAGCUGAUAUGACGGAGAAGAAUGGUACAUCUCCACCCAGACAGGUGAAAGAAAUGUAUGCGAGAGGAAUUGUGAACUUGUUCCCCUACGUCAGAGACCCAUUCUCCAAGAAUGGCUAUGAGCAUUAUUAUGAUGGAGACAGUGGUACUGGGUACUUGGCCUGGAGAAUUAAAACUAUUCAGAGAUGCAGUGCUAAAGACAAGCGGUCAUUAUUUGGAGCAUCAGCGGAAGGACCAUCUGGUGAGGACAUGUCAGGAGGACCAACUGUCAGACGAGUUUCCCAAUUCGUUCCAGAGACUGUCCUGAGUGAAGAUGAGUGCAAGGAAGCAAUGUCACUGAUGAAACAUUCAGCUAAUGAGGACACAGUUAGGAAGAAGAUAAAGGGGACAGUGACCUCUCAUCAAUUUUACUGCUGCUACACUUGAUCCCACCUACUGCUCUAGGUCGGAAGAGGCCAGGAAAGGUGUCUGCGUCCCGGGCUGAGGAGCAUCUUGUGGUCUUCAAGAAGACGGGAACAAGCAUCCAAGAGCAUCUCGAUGCCAUAACUAGUAGCACUCAACCCUAUCUCCUGGCUGUUGGAGUGAGGAAGAAUGCAAUCCACCAGUUCUUCAUCAUUCUCGACAAGAAUGCUAUACCUUGCAGGUCACCCUCUUCUCUUGGUGCUUUUGAUGAACUGUUUAAGGUACACUUCGUGUUUGGGACAUCAUACAACACCAUGCUCCACAACAUGUACACGUUCAUCCAAACCACUGUGUACAACAUUGAUGUUGGCAAAUUUUAUGCCGACCUAAGGUCAGUGUUUUUAUAUUCUGUACCUGAUGUUGAUAUUUUGGCCUGACAGGAAAAUAAAA